Messenger RNA from Hypomesus transpacificus, 5703 nucleotides. It is a transcript of the gene pik3r1, whose product is annotated as phosphoinositide-3-kinase, regulatory subunit 1 (alpha). Gene Ontology annotation, molecular function: 1-phosphatidylinositol-3-kinase regulator activity; protein binding. The record is from RefSeq and is a predicted model, not a curated record. The transcript is spliced from 15 exons. Bases 583 to 2763 code for a protein of 726 amino acids. Gene Ontology annotation, biological process: phosphatidylinositol phosphate biosynthetic process; insulin receptor signaling pathway. Lineage: Eukaryota; Metazoa; Chordata; Actinopteri; Osmeriformes; Osmeridae. Gene Ontology annotation, cellular component: phosphatidylinositol 3-kinase complex.
CUUGCUCCCAAAGCAUUUUACACGGGCGGAGUCGUCCCGUUUAUCGAUAGUGUACGGACCGUUACAGUUGGCGAAUUAAUCUUUACCUACUUAAAAAAAAAUGUUGGUCGAGUGAAUGUAAACUUUUUUUAGGUACUAGAUGUGUUUAGCGUUAGGAAUCAUUGCAAGGAUAUAUUUUGCCAUUGUAUCAACCGAAUUGGAAUUGUACACGGCAAGGAGUAUUCAUUGACUCUUCAGCACGCAGCCCCUUCCAUGCAAAUCUGAGGGGCGUUUUCAAGGCCAGUGCUGCGGGCCACGGAUGGGAACGUACUGCUCGCCUCGAGGAACCACAGCGGUGGGGUGAAUAGCAGUGUUUCAAGAAUGACCUGAACGGUAGAGAAUGUAGCAAAGAGAAAAAAUCCCAAUUGUUCAGCUAUUACAUUUCGUGGUUACGGGUGUUUUUGGCAACUGUGUCCUUUGCUCACACGUUGCUUGAUAUAGAAACCCCAGAGACAAACUAUUAUCGAUAGAAAUACUGUCUAUCAAGUGGUUUAGGGGUCUGUAUUUUUACUCAGAAGAACACAGUGAAACCAAGUGGUCACCAUGAGUGCGGAAGGGUAUCAGUACAGAGCGCUUUAUGACUACAAGAAGGAACGAGAGGAGGACAUUGACCUGCAUGUUGGGGAUAUAUUGAUGGUGACCAAAGGGGCCCUGGUGGCUUUUGGGUACAGUGAAGGACUUGAGGAGAGACCAGAGGAUGUUGGCUGGCUGCCUGGCUUUAAUGAAACCACUCAGGAAAAGGGGGACUUCCCAGGGACAUAUGUCGAGUUCAUUGGCAAGAAGAAGAUCUCUCCUCCCACUCCCAAACCAAGGCCCCCCAGACCGUUACCAGUGGCACCACGCUCCUCCAAGACAGACUCAGAUUGUGAACAAGCCUUGGUACUGCUGGACCUGACGGAGCAGUUUGCCCUCCCAGAGACGGCCCCCCCCAUGCUGGCCAGACUACUGGAGGCCAUCGAGAGGAAAGGUUUGGAUAACCCCACGCUGUACCGCACCUUCACAGCUGGCGGUGGACUGGAGGUCAGACAGUGCUUUGAGAUCGACCCCCCCUCAGCAGAGCUUGACCAGAUGGAGCUACCGAUGCUGUGCGACGGUCUCCGUAGAUACCUGCAGGACCUGCCCCAACCGGUCAUCCCUGCAGCCAUCCACUCUCAGAUGGUCAGCGCAGCCCAAGAGACACAGACCCCCGAGGAGUGUUCCCGCCUCCUGAGAAGCAUCGCCAGCUCCCCCACUCUGCCAGCCCAGUACUGGCUCACCCUCCACUGCCUGCUGCGACACUUCUCCAGGGUGUGCCGCAACGGGCCCAAGAACCUGCUCAGCGCCAGGGCACUGGGAGAGAUCUUCAGCCCGGUGCUCCUCAGACAGCAGGGUACCAGCUGUGAACCCAGCCCAGAAGCCCACAUCAAGAUCAUUGAGACUCUGGUGACCAGCGAAUGGAGUGAAAGCCAGGCAGCUCCAGCCCUACCUCCAAAGCCGCCUAAGCCUGCACCUGGGACUAACAACGGGAUGAACAACAACAUGGCCCUGCAAGACGCCGAGUGGUACUGGGGAGACAUCUCCCGGGAGGAGGUGAACGAGAAGCUAAGAGACACGGCGGAUGGGACUUUCCUGGUCCGGGACGCCUCCACCAAGAUGCACGGAGACUACACUCUGACUCUGAGGAAAGGAGGCAACAAUAAGCUCAUCAAAAUAUUCCACCGAGACGGAAAGUACGGCUUCUCGGACCCGCUGACCUUCAGCUCGGUGGUGGAGCUCAUCAACCACUAUCGCAACGAGUCUCUGGCUCAGUACAACCCCAAGCUCGACGUCAAGUUGCUGUACCCCGUCUCCAAACACCAGCAGGAUCAGGUGGUGAAGGAGGACAACAUUGACGCCGUGGGGAAGAAGCUUCACGAGUAUCACCUGCAGUAUCAGGAGAAGAACAAGGAGUACGACCGGCUGUACGAGGAGUACACCAGGACCUCACAGGAAAUCCAAAUGAAACGGACGGCGAUCGAGGCGUUUAACGAAACCAUCAAGAUCUUCGAGGAGCAGUGCCAAACCCAGGAGAGGUACAGCAAGGAGUACAUUGAGAAGUUCAGGAGAGAAGGCAACGACAAGGAGAUCCAGAGGAUCAUGGGUAACUACGAGAAACUCAAGUCUCGGAUCAGCGAGAUUGUGGACAGCAAGCGUCGCUUAGAGGAGGACCUCAAGAAGCAGGCCGCAGACUACAGAGAGAUCGACAAGAGGAUGAACAGCAUCAAGCCUGACCUCAUACAGCUGCGAAAGACCAGGGAUCAGUACCUCAUGUGGCUGACACAGAAAGGCGUCAGGCAGAAGAAGCUCAACGAGUGGCUUGGAAUCAAGAACGAGAACACAGAGGAUCAAUAUUCUAUGGUCGAGGACGACGAGGACCUGCCUCACCACGACGAGCGGUCCUGGAAGCUGGGGAACCUCAACCGGGUCCAGGCCGAGGUUCUCCUCCGGGAAAAGCGAGACGGAACAUUCCUGGUCCGAGACAGCAGCAAAGCCGGGUGCUACGCCUGCAGCGUUGUUGUGGACGGUGAGGUGAAGCAUUGUGUCAUCAACAAGACACCCUCAGGAUAUGGCUUUGCUGAGCCUUACAAUCUGUACAGCUCCCUGAAAGAACUGGUCCUUCACUACCAGCACACGUCGCUGGUUCAGCACAACGACUCUCUGAAUGUGACGCUCGCACACCCAGUCUACGCCCAGCAGAGACGGUGAGGGGCCUUCCACGCGUUGGGAUUCGGACAAAACCUAAAGGGGCCUCGCUCCUUGAAAACAGAGAUACAACUUGUGCUUGGACUCAAGGAUAAAAUCAAAUGUAAAAAAAAAAGGCGGUGUCUUGCCUACUAACAGACUUUUCCCCACCGUGAGAGGAAAUGAGUAGACGGAACGCGGAUGAAACCUGAAAACAUUUCAGCGACUGUGACUGACUGGGAGCAGUGGCGAGCCUGAAUGUAGUUUUGUUUCUCGCAUGCUUUUGUGGGAGCACAGAAUCAAGGGGGAAACUUCUGAACUCUCCCCCGAGCAGAGGACACAGACAUGGAGGCCUUUUCCUAACGGUGCUUGUUGUUUUUAAAGCUUUACCAGCUGGAAUGUCAAAACACAGCGGAUAAACCCUCGAGUGCAUCAGGGUUUUUGUUCAGUUUUUUCUUCACCCCUUUUGUUUCUCCUCCUCCCCCCCGACACCCUUCUGGUUCCUCCUUCUAUGUCUGUGUUCCUCUAUGUGUGUGUGUGUGUGUCUGUCUCAAUGUGUGUGUCUGUGUGUGUGUGUCCAUGUGACCAAAACUCACACUUUGAAAGCUAUUGGGGGAGGGGGGGGGAGGGGAGGGGUCUGACACAUUUUUUGUGUUACGUGUGUUAAAUGUUAGUAACAGACCAUGGAUCAGCUGAUAAAUGUAGCAAAAUGGCACUUUUGACAAAGUAUAAUCUUUUUUCUUGAAAAGACUCCUAUAGACUCCUAUAGAAUCAGGAGCAGUGGACAAGAUGACAAGAUUCCUGCUUUUCCCUUGUCAAGCAUUACAUACAGACUUAAACCUCUUCUCCACUGUGGACAAGUAAAACUAUGAAUGAAUUUGACAUGGAAAUACUUAUGUACAUAGAGGAGAAUGUCAAUGAUGAAAUUUGCCGCACCAUACCAAAAAGCUCAGUUUUUUUUUCAUUUUCUUCUAAUCUGCUAUGCAAUUCUGUACCUCCUUUAUUUCUGCAAAGUUGUUUGUAUUCUGUUGCAACCCAUGGUGUAAGCUUGUUUUAUUGCUUGAAAAGGUUUUCCCAUGUAAAUAUCCUAGUGGAUAUUUUGUGUCAAAAUGCCAAGAUAAAAACUGCUUCAGAUUUUUUAAGUAAAUAGUAACAUAUACUUUAUUACAAAUUACUCUAUCAGCAACUGGUAUAAAUAUGAAAAGAUAAGUAUUUUAUUAGUUUUUUUCUUCUUCAAAUUGUUAUUUUCAGGCAGAGCCUUUUGAGUAUUUGAAAGCUGCUUCAGUCACAAGAACUUGCUAACAGAGCCUCAUGUAGUUCUUUGUUGAAACAUGUAAAGACUUCAGUAUCAGCACUCUGUUCAUGGAAUGAUGGGAGUAGGAUUGAUGAAUGCAAUCACAAUGAUGCAUGUACACACCUUCAACCAUCUCCAAUGAAACAGUAAAGAUUUAUUUUGUUAUAAAUACCUGUCCUUACAAGGAUAUCCAAGCAAAUCGGUGUCUUGAAAUGAUGGAAAUUGUUAUUAAAAGAUCAUUUGGGAGACAUUUUAUCUUCCCGUAUACAUUGUCCACUUAGUAAUUUUUUCUGUAUCAGAAAACAAUUGUGUUUACAUGGGUGAAUGAACUCAUUUCAACUAAUCCGUAAUUGCUCAUAUGCAGAACACAUCUUACGCCAAUAAUUGAAGGUUCUGUUAUUUAGAGAGAACCACAUCUUGGUUUUCAAACCCCUAGUCAUGUUAUGAUAUUAUUGGCACUCUUUAUUCCAGUUUUCAAGUGUCUGAAAAGGAGUAUAAGUAUCCGCUGUGUGCAUAAUUCAGAGGUCAGACGUUUGAUGAUCUGGUGCAUUAGCAGAUGAUUGAGAAAUUUAGAAAUUCUGUCCGCAGAGUGCUUAACAUAGUUCCCUACCUUUUAAGCCCAGUCCAUUAUUUUAUAAACAAUAUUAUUUUAGAUAUUUUGUUCAAAGUAGGCCUAAAUGCCUAAAACGAUUUAGAUUUGAUCUACUCUCGUGAUCACAUUUGGCAAGUUUAACAUUAUGCGUCGUCUAUAUCUUUGAGUAACAUAAAAUUAAUUGGUAGUUAGACAAUUAACCUAUUAAAAUUUGUACUUUAAUUUCCCUUCCUAAUUUUCCUUUCACGUAUGGCAAAUGUCAUUUUCAGUCUUCUAUGUUAUACCUGAUUAUGGUCUGUACUUGAUUUUCUUCACAUGAACUGUCCAUCAGUCUUCUCUACAAUUUGAUGGAGGAACCGGAGACAGACCCAUAGAAUGUAUUAUUUUUAUUGAAAGAGAAGCUGACAGUGAUACAGUAGGUCAAUUUGUAUUUCUUUGGUUGGAAAAGGCUUUGCAUUCAUUUACAGGACAAUAAAUAGGGUGCCUUUUGGCAUUAAAUCUGUUUAUACAGCAAUUUAUUUUCCUACAUAAGUAACCCAAUAAUAAUGUGAACCUAUAUGGCAGUAGAUGUCACUUAUUGCAAAGUUUAAAGAAAUACAACCUUUUCCAGGGCAAGUGGUGGAAAGGUAUGCACACUGAAGCAAUGUCUUGUAUCAGUGUUUGACCAAAUUAUCAUUGUUUUGAACUCUAAUUUUGUGCUCUUUUUAAUAAAAUUUGGACUACUAAAUAGAUCAAGAACAUGUCUAUCUUUUGGAUCUACUGUUGUCGUAUCUGGGACAAAUCCUAAAGCUAAAUAAUUUUUAUUUUUAUCGUCCCCUGGUUCUGUGACCAUGGAGUCUUUUUUUCUUUCACUUUGUCAAAUAGCUGUCUUUCUCUAAACUGUUCUGCAUUGUUUUGAGGUUUUUUUUUUCCCUCCACCCUCUGGGCUCUAAAACUAUUUCAUUUUAUAGUCAUCCUUUGAGGUGAUUGUCACAGAAACAAUGAGAAUGAGAUUUACCAGUGUUCCCCGGUUUUGCUUCAAACCUGUAUUGGACUUUGUUAAUUGAAAAUAAAACAGUUGUUUUUAAGAAAAAGGUCA